AGACAGUGAGUGCUCAGGGGGAGGGACCGACCAUAGGGACACAGGGGGGAGGAGGAGAGGGACACACUGCAAGAGCUGACACUGAGCUCUCAUAGCAGGACACAUCCUCAUUCACACCGGGAUCAGAGUUGGGAUCGCUCCGCUUUGGGAUCGCUCAGAUUUGGGAUUACUCAGGGUUGCUAUUAUUCAGAAUCUGGAUUGGGAUUGUGGAGAUUUGGGAUUGCACAGAGUUGGGAUCUAUGGACACAGUCAGCAUCCAGAUAUUAGGAUCAGGACAAGUGUGAUAAUUGUGGGAUCGGUGGAGGAUCAUACAGACUGGGAGGUCGGUGUGUGAGGAUGAUCGUGGUGCUGGUCCUGUUGGCGCUGUGCCUGAGGUGCUCCGGGUUUAAUGUGGACACCCAGGUGCCGGUCAUCAAGCAGGCGGGGGUACCUGGGGGGAUGUUCGGCUACUCGGUGACCAUGCAUCGGCAGAAUGACGGGCAGCAGAGAUACCUGCUUCUGGCGGGAGCUCCGCAGGAUGCAGCGCCCUCUGGUGUCAAGGUGAACCAAACCGGCGCCCUCUAUGCUUGCCCAAUCACCAUGUCAAAGAACGACUGUUUCCGCGUUUCUAUCGACCAGGAAAGUCAGCCCGGUCGUAACAUCAUUGAGAAUAUGUGGUUGGGAGUCACGGUCGAGUCACAGGGACCUGGGGGGCGUGUCUUGGUGUGUGCCCAUCGAUAUACAUCAGUGCAGGUGAUCCCGGGCACUAGUGAAGAACAUUACAGGAUGAUUGGCAAGUGCUAUGUCCGGGGAAACGACUUGUUAUACAACAAUCAGGAUGAAUGGCAGUCGUACCACAAUGAGGUGUGCAACGUGAACACCGAUCUGGACAAAACGGGCAUGUGCCAGAUGGGCAUCAGCGGAGGAUUCAUCAACGACACGCUUUACUUUGGAGCUCCUGGGGCUUAUACCUGGCAAGGCGCAGACUUUAUUCUGCAGAGGGUGAAAUCAGAUUUCGGGAUUGAUGACACGGUGGAUAUCUCCUCGCCAAAGGGAGACUUGUACAACAUCUACAUGGGAUACACAGUUAAGCUUGGCACUGGAGUCCUGUCUCGGGAUCAGGGCACGGUGCUCUCCGGAGCCCCUCGCUGGCAACAUAAAGGCGCCGUCUACAUUUCUGAAAUCGAGGCGCCAACGCUGAAGCUCAAACAGAUCCUGAAUGGGGAUCAGGUGGGCUCCUACUUCGGCAGUGUCAUUGCCCUGGCUGACUUCAACAAUGAUGGCUGGCAAGAGAUUGUGGUCGGAGCUCCAUAUUAUUUUGACCGGAAGGCGGAUGUGGGCGGAGCCGUGUACAUUUAUAACAACGAGGUUGGCAGUUUCAUCGACAAGCCCUCUUUGGUGUUGUAUGGGCCAGCGGCUUCCGGCUUUGGUUUUGCCGUGGCAAACAUUGGCGACAUUAACCAGGAUGGAUUCACUGAUCUGGCAGUGGGUGCUCCUUUUGAAGAAAUGGGCAAAGUGUACAUCUACCACAGCAAGUCCAGUGGGCUGCAGUCCAAACCAAGUCAGAUUAUUGAAGGAUCUCAGAUUGGUGGGAUACCAACAUUUGGAUACUCAAUCAGUGGUGGUCUCGAUGUUGAUGAAAACUCCUACCCAGACCUGCUUGUGGGAAGUUUGGCGGACCAAAUUGCCCUGCUGAGAUCUCGUCCUGUUAUCAAUAUCUCUAAGGAGUUUUCUGUGACACCAACUCUUGUAGAUCCCAAUAAAUGUUCCUCAACUUCCUGCAUGGAUGUCCGUCUCUGCUUCUCAUACAUACUGAGUACUGGGAAUACCAGAUACAAGAGGAAUAUUACCCUCCAAUACACGUUGGAUGCUGAUUUUGACAGGCGACCUACCCGGGUGAGGUUUCAGGGGGCCCCUGGAGCCGUAUACAAGGGCUUCUUCUCAAUGCCUGAGACUCCGUGUCAGAACCUCAAGCUUCUCUUAGCGGACAGUAUCCGAGAUAAGCUACAUCCUAUCCGCAUCUCCCUGAAAUAUUCCAUUCUGGACCGGGAGCUGAAGGCCCGCUCUAAUGUCGCCUCAUUGGACAACUUCCCUGUGCUCAACCAAGAUCAGAAUAUGGAGCAAAUUGUGGAGGUUGACUUCCAGAAGGAGUGUGGAUCAGAUAACGUGUGUCGGAGUAACUUACAGAUGGAGUACGAAUACCUGGGAGAAAACAAUGUGACCCUUCCAAGGGUAAAUGGGAACCAGAUCCUCCAUUAUGACCCCAAUGUGAACAAGGUCAACCUGCGGGUAAUCGUAACAAAUGCCCCGAUCCCCACGUCUCCAGCAGAUGACGCUCAUGAGGCCAUGCUGAACAUAACCUUUCCAGAUGAGCUGGUCUUUUCUUCUGUAUCAAGCCGAUCCUGUACCUUUGAGGGAACUAUCCUGUGCAAUCUUGGAAACCCAUUUAGGAGAAACCAGAAGGCGGAGGUCAAUGUCACCUUCGAAGUAAAAGGAAUUACCUUACAGACAAGAGAAGUGACCACUCGACUCCAGCUGUCUACGUCAAGUAAACAGGAAAAACUUGAAGAAAAAAAUGCUGACUUCAUGGUGGACUACACUCUGGAGACAUCAUUAUCAGUGAAUCCUGUUCAUCGACAGACCUACUUUGGUGGUAAAGUGAUGGGAGAGUCGGCCAUGAAAAGAGUUCAAGAUGUCGGAAGUCCCUUGGAUUUUACUUUUAAGGUUUUCAAUAGUGGUGACCCUCUAAACAAUCUGGGCUCUCUCAUCCUGGCGGUGGACUGGCCAUAUGAGGUGGCUAAUGGAAAAUGGCUGCUUUAUCCAACAGAAGUGCUGGUCGACACAGGAAAUGUGACACAUUGUCACCCUCCUGGACAUGUCAUUAAUCCUUUAAAUCUUACACUGGAGAAUGGAAGGAGACGCAGAGAUAUUGUGGAAUCAAUAGAUGUUCUUACUCUACCAUCUAUUAAAAGAGAGAAGCCCAACACUCAACUGAAAUGCAAAGGAGGCGGUGCGAACUGUGUGCGUUUCGAGUGCCCCCUGGACAAUAUGCAGAAGUCAGCAAGUAUCAUAGUAAAAGCAAGAGUAUGGAACAGUACGUUCUUAGAGGAUUACAGACUGGUGGACAGAGUAUGGGUGGAAGGCACAGCAGAACUGUAUCUAAAAACCAAUGUUCCAUCUAUAAACAUGCAGACACACCAUGUAAUGUUUUCCGUCGCUAUAGACUCCGAAUUAGAAGAAGCCCCACCAACUGAAAUUCCACUGUGGCUGAUUCUUGUGUCAGUAGGAUCUGGAGUUUUGCUAUUGGGAAUCAUCAUUAUAUGCCUGUGGAAGGUUGGAUUUUUCCAUACCGUCAGACACUACGGUCUGAGACAGACUCACUAUGCCGUGUGCGUCCCUCAAGAAGAGAGGCAGAAGCUGUGCGGCAGGCUACCACACAGCCAGAAGCAUUGGGUCACCACCUGGAAAGAAGCUGCCAGAUACUACUGAAGGACCAAAGCAUUUUAGCUGCCAAUACUCAAUCUAGAGCUGGACUCUUACCCUCUGUGAUGACAGUCACUUUGGUCAAAAGGAUAUUUGGGGACACUGGGGGGGUGUAUGCGUUAUAUUAUGAACAAACCUAUGUAGAGAAAAAUAUUUUAUUAUGCUUUGACAGCAAAAAGACUAAGUGUUCGCAUGACGCUGGAUUAAGCAGGGGCUCUUUCUGUUGUCCAAAAGCUGCACCGAAAUUCGGACCCUCGAAAUAAAAGACAUAAGGGGGUGCAACCAAUAAUCACAGAAUCCGUUAACACUGGAAAGGGAUCAACUUCUCACUGGAAUCCUGAAACGGGAAAGAGGCUGAUGGUAAUGUGACAAUGGAAAGGGAGGGUACGAAUUAACUUCUUUUUUAAUCUGUGACACUGGAUUGGGAGGGGGGGUUAUUUUAAAAAAUAUAGGUACCAAUUCUUAUAUGAAACUAUGCUGUGACACUGGAAGCAAAGGAUUAUUUAUCUCUGAAAACAGACACUGGAGGAGAAAUAUCUUCUGACGUUCAAAAACACACUGGAGAAGAACUAUCUUCUAAAAUUUAAGUCGACACUGGAGUAGAACUAUCUUCUGAUAACUGAAGGGACCCUACUGCUUGAUUUGUAACACUGGAGGAUAUACCACUAUGUAACACAGGUAGAUGCGGUCCAAUGGGAACGUUAAAAAAGGAGCAGGCUGAACCAUUAAUGAUAUUAUGUAUACCAGUCGGCAUGAACAUACUUGACCCAACAUUCCCAAGCUUGAGGAACAAAGGUGUUCAGCUUUGAAAUUGCUACCUAUGCAGGACCUAAUUGCCAUAGAUCUGUAGGCUGACGUGACUCACAGAUUGUCGCCAACACUCUAUAAAAAAAAAAAGAACACGCCUAUACUCGAUAAAAAAAAAAAAAUGCAGCAGAACCAGGCAAAUUGGAAGAAGGGCGAGAUGGUCCUUCCAGGUCUGCAAGCAAAAAAGACAAAGCUUGUGACACUGGACAAAUGGAUUUCCUCACUGCUGUUACUCUGUGUCGUAAAAUAUAUAUUGCACAUAUUAUUGAACCAUGCACCAUAAAGCAAUGAACAUGUAUAGUUUAAAAUAUAUAAUUCAGCUGCAUAAACCUCCAAAAAAUACAUAUCAUAUUUACCAUAGACAUUGUAUGGAAAUAACCGGUAUACAAGAAUAUACUGUAGGAUCUAAGUCGUGGCGUUUAGAUUCCAAAGUUGUCAUAUACAUAUCAGUGCUGUACCCACUCCUUGGGUAAUGUCUCGUAAAUAUGGUAUAUAGAACACUCCUAUUGACCAUUAUGUUCAUUUUGCCCUAAGUCUGCUGAAAAUAUUAUAGAAUCCUGUAAUAAAAAAAAUAGAACUUUGUUUUCUUUUA
Rana temporaria (common frog) is the source of this 4861-nucleotide messenger RNA. It is a transcript of the gene ITGA3, whose product is annotated as integrin subunit alpha 3. The coding region runs from base 337 to 3468 and encodes 1043 amino acids. Gene Ontology annotation, cellular component: integrin complex; external side of plasma membrane. NCBI's taxonomy places the organism in Eukaryota, Metazoa, Chordata, Amphibia, Anura, Ranidae. Gene Ontology annotation, molecular function: integrin binding. Gene Ontology annotation, biological process: cell-cell adhesion; cell adhesion mediated by integrin; integrin-mediated signaling pathway. The record is from RefSeq and is a predicted model, not a curated record. The transcript has 25 exons.